AUGCAAGCACUGCAGCAGCUUCCGAGCAUUGCCCACUUCCAGUCACCGAAAUCGUUGAUGCGAUGCGCGGAGAUCAAGCAACGUGGGACGCUUCAUAACUUCCGCUACCUCCGUGAAGGUAUGUUCGAUGAACUCUCUGACUUUUCAACCAGCACCAGAGGGAAGACCAAUUGUCGGCGGGCUCCGAAACAAGUAUCCGCGGACAAGGACAAUGAAGAAGCCCUCAUUGGUCUCAGCGCGCCACGCACCAUCGCAGCCAACGGUAGCGGGACAUGGAUCAUGUUGCACUGCACUUUUGUCUGGUCUACAGUUCACACUUUGAGCAUGAACACCAUUCUUUGGUCAUAUUGA
Molecule: messenger RNA, 351 nt
Organism: Exophiala bonariae
Lineage: Eukaryota; Fungi; Ascomycota; Eurotiomycetes; Chaetothyriales; Herpotrichiellaceae
Exons: 1
Coding region: 1-351 (116 amino acids)
Source: RefSeq, a predicted model, not a curated record